Messenger RNA from Pieris napi, 3893 nucleotides. RefSeq names its product band 4.1-like protein 4. Gene Ontology annotation, cellular component: cytoskeleton. The transcript is spliced from 21 exons. Lineage: Eukaryota; Metazoa; Arthropoda; Insecta; Lepidoptera; Pieridae. Bases 277 to 2919 code for a protein of 880 amino acids. The record is from RefSeq and is a predicted model, not a curated record.
AUCCGCUCAUUGCUCGAGCGAGGCGGCCGCGGCCGGCGGCAGUGAAUAUUUGUACGUCGUGGUGACAGGUGGCACGUCACACCCUCAUCGUUAGUCGUAUACGCGAUUCCACCUUUUGUUUAUAAACUUGGUAUUCAUCGAGAAACUAGUAAACAUGGACAAACCGGUUGAUAAGUGACUUUACUAAAAUCUUCAUGUUAAAAAGUUUCUUGAAAGUACCGUGAAAGUGCACAGAAAAUACCGGCUCCGCGAGUCAUGUCCACAAGUACGAUUUGAAUGCGAAAUUGUCAUAAACGGGCCCGCGUAUGGAUAUUAGUGUGGAGACUGGAUAGACCUUUGGAAUUUGUAAUUGAGGCGGCCCAAGCUAGAAAAAUGAUGGAUUGUCUGUGCCCUGCGCCGCGAACUCUGGCUUGUCGCGUUGUUUUUCUCGACGAAAGAGAAUUACUUCAUGAAAUGCAGGACAAUAGUACGGGCCAAGCGUUGUUGGAUGUUGUCUUUAGACAUCUCGACCUUUUGGAGACGGCUUAUUUCGGACUUCGCUACGUUGACCAAGAUAACCAAACGCACUGGCUGGAUGCCGGAAAACGACUACGGCGUCAACUGCGUGGGUCGGAUACUCACACCUUCUACUUCGGAGUCAAGUUCUAUGCAACGGAUCCAUGCAAACUCUUAGAGGAGAUAACGAGGUACCAGUUGUUUCUGCAACUAAAGCAAGAUGUUCUGCGUGGUCGGCUGCCUGUCAAUUUUGACCUCGCGGCUGAGCUUGCAGCCUAUGUCUUGCAAUCUGAACUAGGAGAUUAUGAGCCAAGAAGACAUGGUCCAGGGUAUGUUUCCGAGUUCCGAUUCUUAGCGCAUCAAACCCCUGAACUUGAAGGACGAGCUGCCGACAUACAUAGGACACUGAAUGGUAUUUCCCCCGCGCAGGCUGAGCUAAGCUAUUUGGACAAAGUGAAAUGGCUAGAUAUGUACGGUGUUGAUCUCCACCCUGUCUUGGGCGAAGACAGCGUGGAGUACUUUUUGGGACUGGCGCCAAGUGGCCUGUUGCUUCUACGAGGAAAGCAUACAGUUGCCACUUAUUAUUGGCCGCGAGUUUCCAAACUUUACUACAAAGGACGAUACUUUAUGAUACGCGUCGCUGACAAAAACAAUGACACAUCUACCUACGGUUUCGAAUCUCCCACGAGAGCAGCAUGCAGGCACUUAUGGCGUUGUUGUUCUGAUCACCAUAACUUCUUCCGCCUUCAACAAUCGUCGCCGGCUUCCGCGGAUAUAUUCACAUUGGGAUCCAGAUUGAGAAAUAGCGGGCGCGGAGCUCGGCCCCGACCACCGCCUAACUUCACGCGGACUCCCUCCAGGCGAUACAUCCGGCAUGCUUCAUAUACAUCUCUGCAUGACAUUCCAAAGUUAGAAGACUUAAGAAUAAAAGAUUGCCCCCCUGAAAUGAAACAACCUACCUCAGUGCAUCGUCCCAACUCCAUCAACGGCGAAGCAAACUGUGAACCCAUACAUACAACGGGUGGAUCGCCGCGAUCAACGCGGUCAGCACCGGCGCGUCGUGGUUUAUAUUCCGCUUCACCAACAGCCCACAGACCACCGCCUGCACCCAGACACAGAUCUGCGUCCGUUGAUUCACAGAGCUCAAAUGAUUCGAGGUCUAAUCGGAAACACAGACAUAGAUCGCGGCGUCAGCAAUCAGACGCGGAAAGUGAAUUGUCGCGCGGCUCCGGCCGGUCCGGGCGAAAACAUCGACGUCACCGGUCACGUCAUAAGCACGACUCAGCUUCAGAGCGGGAUGAACCACAGCCUGAAUCCAAAGGGUACGAGCUAGUCGACUCGGAAUCACAAUGGAAGGAAGUAUUAAGACAGACGGCGGGCGCUGGAGUGCAAGUUGCGAACGUUCGUCGUUCACAAAUGGAGCCGGAAAUCGGAACGCAUCGAUCAUCGCACAGACCACGAAGACACAGGAAACAUCGAUCACGGUCCGGUUCGCCAAACGAAAAAAAAUGGCUGCCGACUGAGUUGAAACAGCACUUAGAGUUUUCCCUUGUGGAUACUACGGGUAUGACUGAAGAGCAGUUAAAAGAGAUACCGUACACAGUUGUUCAAACCAGCCACGCUCGUCACACUAAACUCCGGACUACCUCUAAGCAUAAGCCGAAUGAGCACGGAUCUCUGUCAAGGCGAGAGAAGGGUCACAAAAGUGAUCACGACAAUCACAAUCAAGGCUCACUCAGAUCGGUCUCAAGCACUCUCAGCGCGCAUAGGACUAACGAGAAACAUGGAAGGCGGAUUUAUCCUUGCUACGAUGACCCAGCGCUUCGUUCAGGCAACGAUUUCCUCUCAAACAAUGGGUACAAGGGCUCAGUGACUACUCCAGUAAAUAACAACCCUUAUAGUCCAGUCACAAACAGUAAUAGCAAUAGUUCGAGCGGUGAAUUGAUUGGGAGCGCGCGAGUCUCGCACGAGCACACGGAUUCCGGAUUGGGAGCUGAUCAGGACUACGCAUAUUCUUCCGAAAGGUCUUCAGACAGCGCGAAAUGCGGCGCGGGCGCUUCCCUGGCUCCUGUGAGUAGGGCGUGGGUUGGCGAGGGGGUGGGGGUGUGGCGGCGUCCACCGGCUGCGCCCCGAAGGGUUUCAGGCUCCCAGCGCUCACUUGUCUCCGUGGCGAGUGAUAGCGCAGCCACUAGGAGACAUACGCCUGUACACCCCCACCCUGGCUUCUCUCUCUUCAAACACGCUAGCAACAACAACAUAGGCGACAGCGCUUCCUUGGCGAGACGUUAUAUGCGGCCUUCGCGCGAAUCUCGCGACUGCAACGCGAAUUUGCCCCGGACCCACGCCAGGCAUAUACGACACGACAACACCCUCGACAUAAUACUUAAACCCCUUAUUGAAAGCACACAGCUUCAGAGCAACUGAAUCUGGCGAUGGGGGAGACGUCGGAUGGCAAAGGAACUGAAAUGAGCACAGAGUUAUAAACUACGCUAGCGAAAGCGCAGUUGUUGUUUUCUAUGUAAUUAUAUUUGUAAAAUAAAAAGCAAUGUCUUUUGAAAAUCUUUUAUCUGGAAAAGGAUUUGUCCACUUGUAGGACGAUAUAAAAUAUUUUUGUGCCAAAGAAUCGCUAGACGUAUGCGGAUUUGAGUAUAAUAUUCGUAAAUAAAAUAAUUAAGUCUGUAUAGAUUUUUAUGAACUAUUCGUUUUUAUAAGUAUUUAUGCUCUUAGCACUGGUACGCAGGACACCGGAAUCCCGGGUUCGAUCCUCGGUUAUUUUUUAUCAGAGAAGUGGGUGGUCUAAAUAAUAUAUUCAAUGGCUUCAAUGAAUGUUUUAGAAAACUGUAUUGUAUGUACUCCGUGUAAUAUUUUUCUAACUUAUUUAUUCCAUAACGGGUAUAGACGUAUUACUAGCAUCUACUUAUAUACUAAGUAUGGUAUAAGUAAUUGUGUACAUUUGUUAUGUAGAUUUAAAGGUUACGUAUAGGCGUAGGUUAUCAGUCGUUAUCAAUGGCUGCUAUAAAACGAUUUUUUCUCGUAGUCGAUGUCUCCAGUAUUCAAGAUAAUUUCAUAUUCCACUGCCAGUGUUAAUUUUUAAAUUAAGAAUAACAUACUUCACGAAUAUUGAAAAUACUGUUUUAGAAUUAAAAAAGUCGUGAGAGAAAAUCGUAAUCGGCCACUGCUCCUAAUUUAUUUGCGUCUGACUUCACGCGAUAAUACAGCUAUGUACCCGAUGCGGCCUCAUUAUAAGAAUUCACGUGCUGUUGUUUCGAAAUGUUAAUUAACAGUCAAUUAGAACUGUACAAGACUGAAGUUGAUUUAUAAAUUUCUACAAUCCCUGAAUUCCAGUUCGUAAUUUAUGUACAUUCAUGAUGUUCAAUAUUAAAAUUCUUAUUUACAAA